Molecule: messenger RNA, 681 nt
Organism: Phaeoacremonium minimum UCRPA7
Lineage: Eukaryota; Fungi; Ascomycota; Sordariomycetes; Togniniales; Togniniaceae
Product: putative pq loop repeat protein
Exons: 6
Coding region: 1-681 (226 amino acids)
Source: RefSeq, a predicted model, not a curated record
AUGGACGAACUGGCGGACGAAGAAGACGGACGGCCUGCCGGGUUCUAUGAUGUUCCUAUGGGCGCUGUCAAAUGGCGUGCUUGGACGGCGGCACUGAUGGGCUUGGGUAUGGCUGCGCUUUUCGGCGGUGUUGAGACCGCCCUCAUCUUGACGAUCAGGCCGUUGUACAACCGAGGCAAUGAUACGGCAAUACUAGUCAUUGGCAUCAUUGCGUCUGUGUUGCUCGCAGUGGGACUCCUCCCUCCAUAUGGCGAGAUAUGGAAGAGGAGAGGAAGGGUCAUUGGCAUCAACUGGAUCUUCCUCACCAUGGACUGGUUUGGUGCCUUCUUUUCACUCAUGGCACUGGUCGCUCAAAAUACCUUCGAUGUUCUAGGAGGCGUGUUAUAUAUAAUCUGCUGCCUGCUUGAGCUGGGCAUUUUCAUAUCCCACGCAAUCUGGCUCGUGCGGACCCGGAAGAUCCGCAAGGCGGCAGCUGCAGAAGGCAAGACUUUCGACGAUAUCGCAGCGGAGCACAAGGCAGAAGGGACUCCAUUCAAGUUUGCAGAGAGGAAGUUCCGAAAGCGCAGAAAGGGGAAGCUUGACGAAGAGCAGGCUGUAAGAAGCGAGGAGGCCGUUGGUCAGACUCGGGACGGCAUCGCAUUGGGUGAAGACUCGACGACAGAACAAAAGCAGGAGAUCUGA